Ochotona curzoniae (black-lipped pika) is the source of this 1268-nucleotide messenger RNA. RefSeq names its product TatD DNase domain containing 1 (gene TATDN1). Gene Ontology annotation, molecular function: 3'-5'-DNA exonuclease activity. The transcript has 14 exons. The coding region runs from base 214 to 1170 and encodes 318 amino acids. The record is from RefSeq and is a predicted model, not a curated record. NCBI's taxonomy places the organism in Eukaryota, Metazoa, Chordata, Mammalia, Lagomorpha, Ochotonidae. Gene Ontology annotation, cellular component: cytosol.
AUCUUCUGCUGCCUUCCCAGGAGCUGUAUCAGAAGUGGAGCAGCCAGGACUCAAACCAUCACAGCUUAACCCCCUGCACCCCGACCCUAGAGAGGUGAAAGCGUCAUCGUAUAUCCCCUUUCUUGGAACACUAACCCGGUGACUGUCUUGGGUUUUUUGAAAGCCGGAUGACCGUGUGCUUGCUGUGAGUUAGUCCCGGCGAGAGGCAGCGGGAUGUGUCCGUGCAGUUUGUGUAUGGUAUCAUCGCAGAGUGUGCGAGGCGCCGUGGCCGCCGUCAUGAGUCGCUUCAAGUUUAUCGAUAUUGGUAUCAACUUGACAGAUCCUAUGUUCAGAGGAAUUUAUAGGGGAGUUCAAAAGCACCAAGAUGACUUGCAGGAUGUAAUAGAGAGAGCUGUCCAGAUUGGUGUUAAGAAGUUUAUGAUUACAGGUGGAAAUCUGCAAGACAGUAAAGAUGCGCUGCAUUUGGCACAAACAAAUGAUAUGUUUUACAGCACAGUCGGAUGUCAUCCUACAAGAUGUGAUGAAUUUGAAAAGACUGGCCCUGAUCUUUACUUAACGGAGUUGCUUCAUCUUGCUGAAAACAACAAGGGCAAGGUUGUGGCAAUAGGUGAAUGUGGACUUGAUUUUGACCGACUACAGUUUUGUCCCAAAGAGACUCAGCUCAAAUAUUUUGAAAAGCAAUUUGAACUGUCAGAACAAACAAAGUUGCCAAUGUUUCUUCAUUGUCGAAACUCACAUGCCGAAUUUUUAGACAUAAUGAAAAGAAACAGGGACCGCUGUGUAGGUGGCGUGGUGCAUUCAUUUGAUGGGACCAAGGAAGCUGCUGCAGCUCUCAUUGACUUGGAUCUUUACAUAGGUUUUAAUGGUUGCUCACUAAAAACUGAAGCUAAUUUGGAAGUUUUGAAGUCAAUACCUAGUGAAAAAUUAAUGAUUGAGACAGAUGCUCCUUGGUGUGGAGUCAAGAAUACACAUGCUGGAUCAAAAUUUAUAAAAACCUCAUUUCCCACCAAGAAGAAGUGGGAAAAUGGGCAUUGUUUAAAAGACAGGAAUGAACCCUGCCAUAUAAUUCAAAUACUGGAGAUAAUGGCGGCAGUAAGAGAAGAGGACCCCCUGGAAUUAGCCAACACACUUUAUAACAACACCAUUAAAAUGUUUUUUCCUGAUAUUUAAUUGGCAUAUGUCUUAUACAUUCCAUGAUAUUUGUAAAAUUUCUUGGCAAAAUGUAAUGUCAGCUAUAAUAAAGAGAUGCUCUGGAAGCUGUCUAAAGA